Molecule: messenger RNA, 3387 nt
Organism: Gallus gallus (chicken)
Lineage: Eukaryota; Metazoa; Chordata; Aves; Galliformes; Phasianidae
Gene: CDH10
Product: cadherin 10
Exons: 13
Coding region: 436-2805 (789 amino acids)
Biological process (GO): cell-cell junction assembly; calcium-dependent cell-cell adhesion; homophilic cell-cell adhesion
Cellular component (GO): catenin complex; plasma membrane; adherens junction
Molecular function (GO): calcium ion binding; cadherin binding
Source: RefSeq, a predicted model, not a curated record
ACUGCAUUCAGUUGCAAAUCGCUGUGUGCUCGGCACAGCCUGAGCUCCCCGUCCCCAGCCUUCCCGGAGCUCUGAAUGAAAGCCAGUCAGAGGGAGCGCUCCCCCUCAGCUUUGGUUCUCUGCUGUCCAGAGUUAAGUGAUACUGGGAGAAAAAGCCUGAGUUAGAUCCAAGUGGGAUCAGUCUUAGAAAAUAAGAGCAGAAUACAAACAAGAAGAGGACUCUAAUAGCUCAUUCUUCAGUUUUCCUUGAGGUGGACUCUACUUCACUUUCUCAGAAGCAAAAUAAAAGGAUCUGGUUACUAUGUGCAGUUCAGAGAUGAGUUGCUGUAAGGGGCUUGGCUACAUCAAGAACUAGAAACAUAGAAACAAAUCAGGAAAAACAAAACUGUAGACUCCAUUGCUGACCAGCUCAAACAGUAUCAGUAGUGGAUAAUUAUGACAAUACAGCAAGUUCUGUUACUUCUACUGCUCUGGAUGUGGCUGCUGCAUCCCUGCCGCACAGAAAUGCUGUUCAGAAGGACUCCUGAUCUCAGACCUAAAGGUUUCGUGGGACGUACAUCAGGGAGUGAUGGAAAAGCACUUCACCGUCAGAAGCGAGGCUGGAUGUGGAACCAGUUUUUCCUUUUAGAGGAGUACACAGGAUCUGAUUAUCAGUAUGUAGGCAAGCUUCAUUCUGACCAGGAUAAGGGAGACGGAUCCCUCAAAUACAUUUUGUCAGGAGAUGGGGCUGGUACUCUUUUUAUAAUUGAUGAGAAAACAGGUGACAUUCAUGCUACUCGGAGAAUUGACAGGGAAGAGAAAGCCUUUUACACUCUGCGUGCCCAAGCUAUUAACAGAAGAACUCUGAGACCAGUGGAACCUGAAUCUGAGUUUGUCAUCAAAAUCCAUGACAUCAAUGACAAUGAACCAACAUUUCCAGAAGAAAUUUAUACUGCUAGUGUUCCUGAAAUGUCUGUCGUGGGUACCUCUGUGGUGCAAGUCACAGCUACGGAUGCCGAUGACCCUUCAUAUGGUAACAGUGCCAGAAUCAUUUACAGCAUACUUCAAGGACAGCCGUAUUUCUCUGUGGAACCAGAAACAGGCAUCAUCCGGACUGCUUUGCCAAAUAUGAACAGAGAGAACAGGGAGCAGUACCAAGUGGUUAUCCAGGCAAAGGACAUGGGAGGCCAGAUGGGUGGAUUAUCAGGGACCACCACUGUGAACAUCACUUUGACUGAUGUCAAUGACAAUCCACCUCGAUUUCCCCAGAGUACCAUCCACCUCCGCAUUCCUGAGUCUUCUCCAGUUGGGACACCUAUUGGCAGCAUCAAAGCCACAGAUGCAGACACUGGAAAAAAUGCAGAAGUAGAAUACAGAAUCAUAGAUGGUGAUGGGACAGAUAUGUUUGACAUCGUGACACAGAGGGACACACAGGAAGGCAUCAUUACUGUGCGAAAGCCCUUGGACUAUGAGACAAGAAGGCUUUAUACCUUGAAAGUAGAAGCUGAGAAUACACAUGUGGAUCCACGCUUCUAUUACCUUGGGCCUUUCAAAGAUACAACUAUUGUGAAAAUCUCUGUAGAGGAUGUAGAUGAGCCUCCUGUCUUCAGCAGAUCUUCUUACCUUUUUGAGGUUCAUGAAGAUAUUGAGUUGGGGACAAUAAUAGGAACAGUAAUGGCACGAGAUCCUGAUUCAGCUUCAAGCCCUAUAAGGUUUUCUCUGGAUCGUCAUACAGAUCUUGACAGGAUAUUCAAUAUUCAUUCUGGAAAUGGAUCCAUCUAUACUUCUAAGCCACUGGACCGUGAGAUAUCACAAUGGCACAAUCUCAGUGUUAUAGCAGCUGAGAUCAACAACCUGAAAGAUACUACCCGUGUUCCUGUCUAUGUACGAAUUUUGGAUGUUAAUGACAAUGCCCCACAGUUUGCUGUAUUCUACGAUACUUUUGUUUGUGAAAAUGCAAGAGCCGGACAGCUUAUCCAGACCAUAAGUGCAGUAGACAAAGAUGACCCUCUUGGGGGACAAAAAUUUUUCUUCAGUUUAGCAGCUGUUAACCCUAAUUUCACUGUUCAGGACAAUGAAGAUAACACUGCCAGAAUUUUAACAAGAAGAAAUGGCUUUAGUCGACAUGAAAUAAGUACAUACCUCUUACCAGUGGUGAUAUCGGACAAUGACUAUCCAAUCCAGAGCAGCACUGGCACACUUACCAUCCGAGUUUGUGCCUGUGACAGCCGAGGAAACAUGCAGUCCUGCAAUGCAGAGGCCCUGCUUCUCCCUGCUGGCCUCAGCACAGGAGCACUGAUUGCCAUUCUCCUCUGCAUCAUCAUUCUGCUGGUUAUAGUGGUGCUGUUUGCUGCUCUGAAGAGGCAACGAAAGAAAGAGCCUUUGAUCCUGUCUAAAGAGGACAUCAGAGACAACAUUGUGAGUUAUAAUGAUGAAGGUGGUGGAGAGGAAGAUACCCAAGCCUUUGAUAUUGGCACACUGAGGAAUCCUGCAGCUAUCGAAGAUAAGAAGCUCCGACGAGACAUUAUCCCUGAAACGUUAUUUGUACCACGGAGGACUCCUUCAGCACCAGAUAACACAGAUGUCCGAGAUUUCAUUAACCAAAGGCUAAAAGAGCAUGAUAGUGAUCCUUCUGCACCACCGUAUGACUCACUUGCAACCUAUGCCUAUGAAGGAAAUGAUUCAAUAGCUGAAUCCUUGAGCUCCUUAGAGUCGGGUACUACUGAAGGAGACCAAAACUAUGAUUACCUCCGAGAAUGGGGCCCUCGGUUUAAUAAGCUUGCUGAAAUGUAUGGUGGAGGAGAAAGUGACAAAGACGCUUCUUAACCUACAGUAGGCUACAUUUUUUGUUCCUUUGAGCGGAAGUAAUUUUACAGACACCUUCUGCACUCAACAGUAUUUAACAUUCAGGAAAAUUUUCCUGUCAUUCAGCACAAUGAUUUACUUUAGAAUUUGUUUUCAAUUUGUCCAUUUAUGUCAUUCAUUCUUUCUAGUAGGAUGCCACUUGGAACACAUACAGUAUUUUGUUUAAUCACCUUCCAAGAGCCAAAGCUAUGGAAAUCCAGUGUUGUCCAUUUUAGUAAUUAAAAUUAAAAAUACCUUACUUUCAGAAAUAUGAACAGGGUGGUAAUCCCUUAAACAACCUCAUGUACAAGCCGCUUCUGUUAGGUACAUGUCCUACCCUUGCAAGUGCAGCUUUUAAGAAGGCAAAGAAGAAAAAACCCAGUAUGUUCUGUUCUGUACAUUAAAACUGAAACAAAAUGUACACGUGGUGUUAAUAAGUGUAAUAUGCAGCUGGUUUAAAAAAAAAAAAAUUGUGCAACGUCAUUUCAUCAAAUUCUAUCUGCCGAUGUUUUAUAUUUAUAUUUUUGUAUUUAUUUUUAAGAAAUAAACCAGUUUUUACAACUA